Molecule: messenger RNA, 9145 nt
Organism: Malaya genurostris
Lineage: Eukaryota; Metazoa; Arthropoda; Insecta; Diptera; Culicidae
Product: myb-like protein Q
Exons: 7
Coding region: 6080-8584 (834 amino acids)
Cellular component (GO): extracellular region
Molecular function (GO): chitin binding
Source: RefSeq, a predicted model, not a curated record
UAGAUUUAGGAAAUCGACUACAUGUCAAUUGAAUGCAUUAAUUAAUUUUUGUAAUUACCAUUUUUGGAUAACUAUGGAUAAAGCUUUAACUCGUUUUGGUUUCGAUGAAACAACCAGCUUUUCUUGAAAUACAUGGAAUAAUUUGUUGGGCACUGGUUCGUGUACUUCAGCGGCCACUUUAUUCAACUAUCUUUUCAACGAUGAAGUAGUCAUUGUACUUUCAAGAAUAGUUUUAACCAAGAACGAGAACACUUCGAAUUUGUGUUACAAAUAAACAUAAUCGGUCAGUUGUAUUAUCCCAUCGUGAAUAUCGUGACAGUACUGAGCCCAAAUGUUUGCGCACUUAGGCUGUGAACCAAUGAUUUUAACUUUUGGUUAAAAUUUGACAUAACUAUCGAAAUAUUUUCCUCGAGUAGUCGAGUUUAACCAAAACUACGGCCCAAUUCAAAGUUUGACGUAUUCAAAGUUAUUUGGAUUUAUUUUGCACUAAAAAUAAAAUGAUAACAAGUGGUAUAUUGAUUGCAAUACAGAGAACGCAAUAGCUUCGAGAUUCACAAUGUAUUAAAACUUCUUAUUGUUUUUUUUCUUUUACUGUAAAUACAAAAGAAGUUAUACAGAAGUAAUUUUUACUCAAGAUUCAAAAUUAUAAUUGCUGGGCAAAAAUUUUUUUUCAAUAUUUGGAAAUAACUAUCGAACUGUCAGAAAUAACCAUACUCACGAGCAGGAUUAUUUUUGUUAACGGCAAACUGCUUACUGCUCGACUGUCAAAUUUUAACUAAAACUAUAGCCUUAGUUUUACUAGAAAUACUUGAUAAGUGGUCUACAUAAAUUUUGUUUGUCAACGAAAUGAUACUACAAGGCCAAAAGCGAGCAAACCAAUGUGCCAUUUGUUUUGAAAGUUAGUUUAGAUAUAUCGUUUUGAACUUCAAAAGUCGUUCACCGGUGGUGUCAUCAAUUCUCAAUUAUUACAGAUACAUACAAACGGCAAUUAGAUACAAUGAUUCUCAAAAGUCUUUACGAGAUGAACAAUAGGAAAAAAAGGUUUUCUUCGUGAAGAGAUUUAAAGGAACAAUUUUACUAGAGGGGCUCUAGUUCUGCCUUUCAAGUGUGUUUUUCGCAAAUUUGUACUUCCGCAAUGCAAAACAUUCAUUUUUUCUGCCUUCUGUAUUGCAUCAGGUACAGCUAAGCUGAUGAAACAUUAUUGUGGCUUGGUUGACUGAUUUUAGUAGGUUUUCUUGGGAAAUAAAAAAAAUGACACUACGUAGAUUUAACCAUUUAUGGAGAACCAAAAAUACGGAUACGUAGUUGCGUCAAUGCGGAACAGUUACAUAUCAGAUGAUAUGAAGAACCGUAAUCGCAUCCACACGAAUCAACCAAAUAUUACUUAUCACGCUGAAUAGUAGACAUGUGAUAAUUGAGUUUGCAAUGUCCAGUCAGAGCUCUGACCAGAUUACUGCAAUGAUGCUUGCAGAAAAUGCAGUAGACAUUUUGACAUUUAAAGAUUCAAUUCUGGUUAAAAUGCUUUUGUUUGAACGCAUGCUUGCAAGCUGCGUCUGUAGCUGGUAUGUUUGGAUGCAGCCCAAGAACGAAUCUUGUGCUUUAUUCGUUACACCAGCUCUAGCCAUCUCAUCAGCCCAUUCAUUUCCAGUAAUACCAGAAUGACCGGGUACCCAUAAGAAGUAAACAGCAUUUGAAAUGCUGAGGUCUUCAUUUUGAGUUCGACAUGCGAUCACUAGAUUCGACCGUGAAUCAUUCGAACUGAGUGAUGUCUAGGCUGCAUGACUGACGGAACAAAAAUAAAUUCGUUUACCACAGAUUCUCUGCUGAAGUGCCGAUUGCAUUUCACACAGAAUAGCGUAGAUUUCUGCUUGAGAUACAGUACAAUAUCUACCAAGUGAAUGAGACUCCUCUAGCCACAUUUUACUACAGUAGACACCAGCACCAGACCGACUAUCCAGCAUAUAACAAACUAUGUGUUCAUCGAUUUAUCGUUCCAAAUAACCAGACAACCAUUCCUCACGAAAAGGAAGGUUUGAAAUGAAAACUGCAUGUCAGAGUUAGAUUACUAGGAGCAAGUAAAUACUCAUCCCAAGUUGCCAAUUGAGACCACAAGAGAGUGUGGCUAGUAGCACACUCUAUAGGUUUACUGUUUCCAAGACACUCUAUAGAUUUACUGUUUAAGACGAUAUGUACAAGGUAAUGCUUCUUGUUUUAGAAACAAAUGUAAUGAUUUGAUGCACAGUAGCGCCUCUACAGUAGCAGUUAGGAGUUGUUGUUAAUGCUCCUCUCACCGUCAUUACUAUCCUUUGGAGAUGAUUUAACUUUGACUGAACUGUCGCAACUUCUCCUUUCUGCCACCAUACAAGACAUCCAUAUGCUAAAAUUGGCCUAACAAUAAUUGUGUAGAUCCAAUGAAAGUAUCUGGAUUUGAGUCCCCAUGAUUUUCCAAAAGCUUGCCUGCAUUGGCCGGAAGCCACGCAAGCUCUUUUAAUUCUGAAGUCAAUGUGAGCAGACCAAUUCAGUUUUGAAUCAAGCAUAACUCCGACGUAUUUAACUUGUUCAACCACAACAACCUCUGAACUAAAGAACUGUAAUGAACGAGCUUCUGUGAUUAUCCUACGAUGAGUGAAAAGCACAAUUGAUGCUUUGCCUGGAUUUACACAUAAUCCAACCUGACAACACCAUUGUUCAACAGAUCGCAGGGCUUGCUGUAUUAAAUCAAAUAGAGUGUUAAUGCAUAUACCGGUCAUCAAUAUAUAAUAAUCGACGGCAAAACCAUAGGUAGGGAUUCCAAGGUUAACAAGUAAUACUGGGAAAACUCCAUCAUUUUCAGGAGAUUCAUACGGAGCAAAACUGUCAACUGCCAAUUUGACCGAUUCAAUCGUCACAACUCUUCAAGCAAGUGCCCAAGAAUCGUAUCUACCCGAAAAAGUCUCUGGGACAUAUGUGAUGGUUCCAUACAUCCUGGUAAGUGAGUGCUAAAAGGAUAGUGAAGUACAUCACCUUCAUCAGACAAGUACCAUCUGAAGUUCUUAAGAAACCGACAUAAAAGUGCUUCGAUUUCGAAAGUAACUUAUUUAAUCUGCUAGCCUCGUUGAGACUAGAGACAUUUGUGCAGAGGUCUUUCCAAUCACUUCGCUCAGGCGAUCAAAGAGCAUUUUUGUAAGCUCCCGAGCCGACACGAAUGCCUUCGAUCCAUCUCUGCGUCGGUUGUUUCGAGUUCUUCUGCAAAGUUUCCUUAGUCUAGAAAGUUCAACAUUCCACCAAGGAGUUCCUGUAGUAGCUCGCACAAUCCGAAGUGGACAAGCCUCUUCAUAUGCUGCAACUAUGAGUGAGUUUGUCUCGUCGACAACAUUUUGCAAGUCAAUUAGGGUUUCAAUUGUUGGUUGGUGCUCUAAAAAUCUAGUCGCCAAGCCUUCUUUAUGGAGGUAAUUUAGUUUGUAAAUUAGGAUUACGAUAUGUGACAAUAUCAAAUAUACCGUUUAAAUGAUCAAAAAAGAUUUAUUUAUGAUCAGAUAACGAAGGUUCGAGCUCAUCGGAGACGAUCCAAUUUAUCAUGCGAAAUUCUAUCUGAACUUCCAAAACCUCCUCUCUUCCAGAUCUCGCAAAAGUUGAACGAUUUUCUGCAUUGACUAUGUGCAGGUUUAUAUUGCUCACAAAUUCCAUCAUAUCAUAGCCUCUCGAAUUUAUACCUGUGCUACUCCAAAUGAUAUGGUGAGCAUUGCGACGUCACUACCGAUUGUAAGCGGUGCAGUACUUUCACUUUUUCAGCAGUAUGAUACAACCUCUUUGAAGUCAUCGCUUGGAGAAGGCGGCGAACAUGUCAAACAAUAGACAUAUUUCCUGUCUAUACCAUCAAUCGUCAGACCAACUGUGAUAGCACAAUUUUCCCGAUUUGUGAACUCCGAUAUGAGAGGUACAUUAAGAGCACUAUUUGCAAGUAUGCAUGACCGAGGCAUUUCACGUGGAUUAGUCUUACCGUUAUAGUUGAAGGAAACAAAAACUUUUUGGAAAUGUGGUUCUUGAACCAAAGCUAUAGAAGCUUUAUCUUUUUGCAAAGGUCUGGAUAGAUUCAUAGUUGCUGUACGUUUAUGUUGGAGAUUGAUUUGUGCUACUCUAACUAUUAUCAAUUAUCAACCAAAUAUAUUGACUUAUAAUAGCCUAUAGCUAACCAUUGUAGGAUCUUUUUGAAUGUUUUACUCAUUUAAAUCCCAUGAGUUGCGAAGAAUGAAAUCGUUUACUGUGCCAGAGCUUCGCUUAACACAGUAAGGGAAAAUUCACGACGGCAUUAUUUAGGUUAUUUAGGCUGCUCAUAAAGGGAAGUUUACAUUGAUGGUCAACUUCCAUGGGUGGCCGAGUAGCCAAAACUCCGGAAAAAUCAAUUUAUUUGGUUAUCAACUAACCAGACCUGUAAAAUUGAAGAAUUAUACUGCUAGUCGAAAGUAUUUGGAUCGAUUUUUCUUGUUAUGUAUAAAAACACGCGAAAUUUAUAUACUUAUCAGUCUGUAAAUCCGGAACCGGAAGUAGUAUCCGGAUGAGAUUUGGUAGAAUUCUAUGGGGUUGCAGGUCUUGCAGGUCUUAUAAUUUGGAAAACAUAAAAAAUUAUACUAGACAUAGAUUAAACUACACCCAAUUAAGUAAGUGAAAUAACAAACAACAAAUUUGCACUUUUAUCAUUAUUUACCAGCACUAAUACCGAAUAAACGCACAAAAAUGUUGAUAUAGUCUGAUUCGUUGGAUGAUUCUGUUUACCGAGCACGCGUUUCGACUUUAAAAAUACACGAAUCGUAUUACUAGGACAUUUUUUCUCUAGUGCUAAUGAAAAAUGAAUCCAUUCUCAGCCAUCAGGGAAAAUUAAUAAUUAUCCUCAUAAUAUUAAGCAGCAGGAUAUUCAUAUCAAAAUUUUUUCAAGAUCGGCUAACUUCGUGCGUUCUCUACAGUAGGUAACAAUAAAAAAAAAGUGUGUCAGUCGCCAUCCAACCAGCAGCAACCAGACAGCAGCAGUUCCAAGUGUCACGCACUGCCCUAGUAACCGAAAGUUGUCACCGCCGGUUGCAAUGUGGCGGUGUGGCAAGAAGAGGUUUUUCGUGUGGACAAAAUAGCAUAAUUUCCAUGAUACUUCAUGGAACUCGUACCGUAUAGGCACAGAAAUGAAAAGAGUGAACAAAGAGCUCGAAAAAGUGACCAUUGCCAAGUGAAUUGAAAAAAUUGAAGGUGAUAUUUUUUGUGCAGAUUUUUUCCUCCUUCGGUCGAUCGAGAUUGUGUCUAAGUCGGCUGCCGUAUAGGUUUUGAAUUAAAAGCAACGCCAUCGAAAACGAAAAACAGUAGUGGGAGCACAUGCAAUGGAGACGGGAAAUGCAACCAGUGCAGCAGACCGCAGUUCCAGUGGCCGACUGUCGGGAAAUGUGACACAAUCGAAUUACCGCAUUUCUUUUCUCUGUGUUUCAUUUACAGCGUCAUUUUCUGUUUUUUUUUCUUCGGAAUUGUAUAAUCGAUCGGCGUGUUUAUAAUCAAACCGACGCGCGUUUUGCGAAAUCUGUGUGUGUGUUUGAGUUGCAGAUUUGAUCUGAGAACGGUUUUUAUUACCAUUGAAACAUUUGCGCCCUUGGACAUCGGAAUCUAUUGAAACUUCUCGAAUAUCUACGGAAAGUUAGUAAACACUUCUGUUCGAGACGAAGGGAUAACAAUUAACGAAACAUGAAAUUUGGAAACGGUCACGUUGUAGAUAGAGAUAAAUCGAUAUUUUAGUGCAAAGGCUAUGAGAGUAGCCCAUUGUCCCAAGAUCCUAAAUCAGAUCAAUAUCGGCAAUAUUUUCAACACUUUGGAGCUACUCCUCUAUGGCCAGCGGAAGUAAAAAGGUAAACACGAUAAUCAAGUUGACGCAAAAUCAGCUUUGUCAUUCCAUAGUCCAUGUGGCGGAAGCCUGUGGCAUUGCGACAAGUGCCGAUUCUCCAACCGAUGGCCACUCACAAUGUUGUGAAGGAAGUGGUUUAAGCCGAGGAAGAUGCAAAACUAAUUGAUUCGAGAGCAUAAUGCUUGUGGGGAAUUGCGUCUUGAGUUGUUGCGGGUGCGAGAUGCUAUGACAUUGAUAGCCAUGGUGGGUAACGAGAUGCGGCGUAGAUCUAGAAUGAAGGUUUUGAAAAUUUUGCAAUCAUUCUCGCAAGGAACCUUCAUUGCAUUUGUGUUAUCACUUUUGUACUGUGCAGGAAGUCUAGCAGAACCGGGUUAUCUAGACUUUGAUAACCUUCCGGAGACCAACUUCACAUGCGCUGGUAAAGUGAUCGGUGGAUACUAUGCUGAUCUGGAAGCAUCUUGUCAAAUGUUCCACGUCUGUACCAUCGGUCAAGGUGACGAGCCAAUGGAUAUCAAGUUCCUCUGUCUCAAUGGCACGGUAUUCGAUCAGGAAACACGUGUUUGUGAACGUGUUGAUGAGGUCGAUUGCACCAAAUCGGAGAGAUUUUAUUACUUGAACUUGGAGCUCUAUGGAAAUACUAUCAUUCCGGCCCCAGAGGAAAGCAGUUCGGAAGACACCUCUAGUAGUGCCAGUAGUCCGUCAUCAACAACUACCACUUCUACAACAACGACAACAACGACUACCAGAAGACCAACAACGACAACGCCAUCGCGCAGAUUCAUCUUCAAUAACAGUAAAGGGACUCCAGUAGGGUCGUCAAGCACAUCAGUCAUUCCAAAUCAAUCAUAUUUGACUUCGACAUUGAAGGUGCCCGAACAAGAUGAAGAAUACGAAUAUGACGAUGACUAUGAUGAUAAGGGAGAUUCAACCGGUGGAAGUCCUUCACUGCCAGCAAUCGAGGAAGACGGAACUUUUUCACCUCAGCUGUUCACACUGCAACAACAAAGUCAAAAACCUCAACCAAAACCGGAAGUCCACACCAAACCUGGUUCUAAACCCGCCGUGUCAUUCCAACAACAACACUUCCAAAAUGGAGGAACACUUGCUGUAACCAACUCCCAUGUAACUGUCACCACGCAUACCAGCAAUAAUUCCAGCACUUCCAAAAAAGGUUCCCAGCAGUUUAAUUUAUCACAAAAAGAAAAAAUAGUUCUGGAGCAUCAGAAAGCCCAACAACAGCAAGCCUUCCUUCAACAACAGAUGAUUGCAAAACAACACGAAGAGUUACAAAAGAAACAGCAGGAAGCUGCAGUUCAACAGCAACAGAAAGCUAUUCAGCAACAGCAGAAACAGGUACAGCAGCACGAAUCUGAGAUAAAAAACCACCAAGCAUUGCUGAUUCUUCAUCAGCAGAAAAUUGCACGUCAACAACAAAAGCAAGCUCCCACCACAACAAGAGCUCCGAUUUACAAUCCAUAUGUGACGAUCAAUCCUCAGCAACAGCAACAAACUCAUGUACCAAAGAGAAUUCCACUGUUACAAGGCGUAUCAUCUUCACAGUCGCAAGAAGUACACCAGCAAUCACCUAUUGCAUCACAACUGGCACCAUUUCGAUUGCGAGCUCAGGGCUUCAGGCUUCCUUCCCAGCAACGGCCCGAUAUGUUCGAGCAUGACGAUCGCUUCGAGGGAUACCGAAGGCAGCCACCACCACAGGUCUCCUUACAUCUACCCUUUGAAGAGUUUCGACAUCAGAAAGACAUCUCACUUCAGUUCGACCCUGAUGAGGAAGACCUUACUCAAAUCCCUCAACACAAGGAGCUCAAACGGUCCGGUCCACCAUUCCACAGCUCAAUCCAUGGGGACAACACACCAUCACCUCCCACUCAAAGCUCAAAGUCGUCCUCUGUUGAUACAGCGAUGAAACCAAGCGAGUCCAAACCGGUAACUGCAGCAACCUCAAAAGCUGGUAUCUUUCAGGACGACACUGUGGAGUACGACUAUGAAGACUAUAGCUCUGAGGAUAUCCCGAAACCAGCAAAGAAUCCUAGUUUAGAUAGCGUUAAGUCAAGCACAAAUAGCGAAAUUGUUGUGGCAAGUAAACGCUCUGGAGAGGAUCAACUUAGCGUGCAUACAAUUAGUUCCGGUGACCACACUAGUAAGUCAAGCAAUCCAAGCAGUAGUGGUAGUAGUAGUAGUAGUAGUAGUAGUAGCAGUAGUAGUAGUAGAAAUAAUAAUAUUAGUAUCAAUGGUAGCAGUAGUAAUAACUCUAAGAAUAAAGCAAACACUAGUAGAUUUAUUAUUAAUAACGAACACCACAAGAGCCCAACCAAUUCAUAUAGCCGAAGUCACACCGAACAACUGUAUGACAAUCGACCACCCAGCGGAACAGUAACACCCCGAAUGCGGCAAAACUAUCACGUUCAAUCUCCAAAAGUGAUUGUCACGACUAGCACCUCUAUUCGGGAUAACAACGGACGAACAAUCAACUAUUCUGUCAGUAGUAACAAUCUAUCUGCGAUAUCGACAACCUCUUCUAGCCUACUGACAGUCAAAGGCCUUUCCGGGUCCUCUCGGACCUACGACGAAUAUAAAGAAGAUGAUGUUCGAUCAGAUCCUUUCUUCCUGGACGUGCCGAAAGUAGCCACCAGUACCAGUCGGUUGAAACGUCAUACGUCUAUCCAACGAAAAAGAAAGAAACAAUUUUUCUUCAUUGUUCCUCGAUUUAUGUGACGAUUUUUUUCAAAAAUGCAAAUAAUUCACAGGACGAAAUUUCAACAGAACUACUAAGUAACGUCAACAAGGUUGACCCUAGUUAUUAAUGUAGGAAAAAAUAAUGUUCAAAUAAUGCAUGUAAAUAUACUAAGCUCGAAGCAACACACAAAACACGAUUUAAAAAUACUCAAUUAGUUUUAGAAUCAUUUAAAAUUUUUUUUAUUAGUUCUAAAUUUGUUCUUGCAAAUUUACGAUAAUAUCGGAAGUUUGGGCUUCUUGAACAGUUUUUUUAAAUAAUGCAAGUUUGAAAAGUAAAACCUAUUUGUAAAAACUUCUAAUCUGUUCUGAAUUAUCAAAUUUAAUUAAUUAAAUUUCCUGUUAUACUAAGUAAACUUGUACAGAAUAAAAAUAAGAUAAAUCAUUAUAUAACAUUUACGAAGUCAACGUGUAUGAACAAGUUAUGAACAUUUGACGGUAACAAGCAUGAGCAUUGAAAUAAAUGUAAACAUCUAAAAUAUUUGUGAAAAAAUUGUUGCUAGGAAAAUAAAUGCUACAGAAAGUUGUAAAAAACGAACGAUU